UCCGUUAGCCACGUAUAUUUAUUACGUGUAAGGUCGCAGUAUGGACCAUUAAAGCAUACACACCGUCAACGUCAACGCCUCCGUUAGCCACGUACAUUUAUUACGUGUAAGGUCGCAGUAUGGACCAUUAAAGCAUACACACCGUCACCGUCCCCAUUUCCUGCUCGCUCAUCGAUUGUGGCCGUCGUAUUGGCUCGCAAUGCACUUCCUUCACGCCCUGGUCGCAGUAUGGACCAUUAAAGCAUACACACCGUCAACGUCAACGCCUCCGUUAGCCACGUACAUUUAUUACGUGUAAGGUCGCAGUAUGGACCAUCAAAGCAUACACACAGUCAAUGUCAACGCCUCCGUUAGUCACGUAUAUUUAUUACGUGUAAGGUCGCAGUGUGGACCAUCAAAGCAUACACACCGUCAACCGCUGGUCGCAGUAUGGACCAUUAAGUAUACGCAACGUCAACCGCUGGUCGUAGUAUGGACCAUUAAAGCAUACGCAACGCAUUCUCUCACUACUUCUGCACUCAUCAUCACGGAAAUGGCGUGUACCUGUAAACCGUGGCUCACGUCCCUUUGUCUCUCCAAGCAAUUGCCUCAGUAUUUUUCCUUCUUCCAGCAAUGCCUCGGUUUCUCCAGCGAUGUCUCAAAGCGCUUUGUCUCCAGCAACGUUGCUCAAGCUACAUGCGAUCAACUAAGUUCCCUGAUCUUGAACUGGACGAUUAUUUCACAAUGUCUUCGCACUGCCAAACCAGAGCUGUAUGGAACGCUACGCCUUCUUAUGCAUCAUCCUCCUUUCUCCGCAACGAUUUUGUCUGCGCUACGCUACACGCUUGCACGCAUCAUCAUCGACCCUCCGCAGCGACGUUGUCAUCUCACCUGCACUGUAGCGUCAUGCCUCGGCAUCGCCUAUCUCAACGUCAAGUCAAAGCAACACUGCAUCUUGCACCGCUUCCCAUCUUGUCUUCGUCGUCGUCCGGAACGCUCUGCAUGUAACUCUCGCACAGAGAGGAUACAGAACCAGUGGAAGUGUUGUGCGCUGGAAAUUCUGAGCGUGCGACGCCGCCGAUGCUUGCACUACAAAGUGCCAGCACAGCAAUUCCGUAGUAACAACAACAGUAACAACACCCUUUAAUACGUUCAUGUCUUAGCAGUUCAAGCCCUGUUCAUCGGGCAUUCGCCAUGCAUUCGCUAUUGCUUCACAAAAGGGUGCCUCCCACCCAAUGAGUGCGUCAGUGGCGGAGAGGAAUG
Protomyces lactucae-debilis is the source of this 1242-nucleotide messenger RNA. RefSeq lists its product as uncharacterized. The record is from RefSeq and is a predicted model, not a curated record. Bases 308 to 1126 code for a protein of 272 amino acids. NCBI's taxonomy places the organism in Eukaryota, Fungi, Ascomycota, Taphrinomycetes, Taphrinales, Protomycetaceae. The transcript has a single exon.